AUGCCUAAAUAUAAUGACAAAUUUAGCAAUAGUUUGAGCUCUUCGGGAAUUGAAGAUAUGGCUUCUACAGCUCCAGCCAUAAGACAGCCUCAAUACAUACCCCCGCAUGUCAGGCUCUAUCAGGCCAGGCAUAAGGUGCGCCACAAGGAUCUCGCUACGGAUAGUGGUAUAACUAUUGAUUUGUCCGAUGAGGAAUCGAAGAGCUUGCUUUCACAUAGUGUUCCGUUUAUCGAUGAUAAACGGAAUACGGUGUUUUCAAAUUGCUCUUCUAUUUUCUCUUUGCGAAGCCCUUAUACGACAACUAGUGAGGCUCCCGAUGCAGUUUCAUGCUCGAAGGAUGGGGUGGGAUUUGUUCCUGGAGAUGAGCUGAUGCUUAUCAUGGAGAAGGAUAUUUCAUAUGAAUCUAUGGCAUUAAGUAUGGAGCCGGACGCUGCAAGCUCUGCGGACUCCCUCGAGCUUUUGCACUCUCUUGACUCGUCGUUGGGCAGAAUGCCAACCCUCCCUCCUAGGCAGGCCCAAGAGGAUGCAAAGUAUCGUCAAGAAAUUGGUGCCUUGAAGUGUCGGAUUCAGAAGUCAGAAUCCCGAAAGAGUAACCAACUGGAACGUGAAAGAAGACAGAUUCAAAAAAGAUGUCUGUAUGUCGCAGAACAAUGGCAGAACUUAAUGUUCAUGGAUCGGGAUGUCUGGUUGAUUGAAAUACGGAAGCGCAACUUGGAAUGGGAUGGAAUCCCAUGGCAGUUCAAAAACGAAAUUUACAGCAUGUGUCUCUGGAGUUUCACUUCUUUUCCCAGCGAUGCCGUAGAUCCCGCCAUCGAGAGGCUCUUCAAGGCCAUAAAACUUUUGUUUUUCGAAAGGACACAGGAGGUAGCAUGGAACCUUCACAGAGGCUCCAAAUGGUGGCAAGGCACGCCGCUAGAACCUAGAAUCAUAGAGGAGCUCGCUGCUGAAUACCCUUCUCUCUUUUGUCACCUACAGGACACCCUACACCUCGGCAUAUGGCACGACUUUCUAUUCAAAAUCCCCCUUCAUGCCCUUGCCAAUAGCAUCAUUAACAAGCCGAGAGACUUCCCUUCCUACGAGGAUUGGCUUUUAUGUUUGUUCGAUGGGCUCAUUAUUUCCUCAUACUACCACGAACUCGACUCUGCGUGGCUCAAAAUAACCAAACACAUAUUAAAACAUAACCAUUAUAAGUUCUUCGGCAACGUUCAGGAAGUCAUGGAGGAGGUUGAGAAGGUUCAAUUGGAUAUAUAUGGCCUGUUGAACUGGCUGCGCCAGCCUUAG
Molecule: messenger RNA, 1281 nt
Organism: Eremothecium cymbalariae DBVPG#7215
Lineage: Eukaryota; Fungi; Ascomycota; Saccharomycetes; Saccharomycetales; Saccharomycetaceae
Gene: MLO50
Product: Mlo50p
Exons: 1
Coding region: 1-1281 (426 amino acids)
Source: RefSeq, a predicted model, not a curated record